CAUAACUGUUGGCGCACCGUGGUUGGGGCCAGCAACGCCUAGCCGUGCCAGGCUGGCACCAAGACGCUGGGCCAACCUGGGCACACGCACGCGAUCCACCAUCUUGACAGGCGGUCGGUGUAAUGGCGACGCAACUGUUGGCUUGCAGCUUUGGAGCAUGUCGGGCGGUUGGGGGAGGCGGCCUCUUGGAAGGCGAGACGUGGAUCUGUGAUCUUGGCUGCUGGCGCAGCAGCAGCGCCGCGUAUGAGAGAAGGCAUCUGAUGCUCGUGAUGCCCGGGAGGCCCACGGGCGGGCGCGGUCUGGACGGCGGAUACGGAGUACGGCGGGCUUGCUCACGGGGAGCGCAGUCAGGUGGUGGCGAUUAGCUCAGCAGGCCAGAUGGCGCGGCUGGAGAGGGAUCCUGAUGGCGCGCGCUGUCAGCUGUCCGAAUGUCAUGGUAUGGUGGUGUGCAUGGAAUUAUGCUGGUAGUGCUGGUAGACAGGCGGGCGGAGAUUGCUGUGAGACGUGCACUCAAGCAAGCCCGUUACGCAGGCCCAACGUGGCAGGAGCAACGAGUCUUGGAAUGGGAGCCUCUUGGCUUGGCCACCGAGGCUGUGCCUGCCCCUUCGCCGCUUGGCCGCCUGGGCACUCACUCUCACCUCCGUGCCUGC
This is a messenger RNA of Microdochium trichocladiopsis, 650 nucleotides long. RefSeq lists its product as uncharacterized. The coding region runs from base 123 to 365 and encodes 80 amino acids. The record is from RefSeq and is a predicted model, not a curated record. The transcript has a single exon. Lineage: Eukaryota; Fungi; Ascomycota; Sordariomycetes; Xylariales; Microdochiaceae.